AUGGGUGACCCAAGAGGCAACAUGAGCUACCUGAUUGAGACAGAUAUGACAUUAGGAUUGAAGAAGCUCCUGGUCGUCCAAAGCAUUGCAAGGUUCGGCGAGGUUGUACCAGUCAGAUUAAACAACAAAAUCCAGGACAACAACAUCCAGGACAACAACAGCCCGGCCAGCAACAGCCAGGACAACAACAGCCCGGACAACAACAGCCAGGGCAACAACAACCGGGACAACAACAACCUGGACAACAACAACCAGGACAGCAACACCCAGGACAACAACAGCCCGGCCAGCAACAGCCAGGCCAGCAACUGCCAGGACAACAACAGCCUGGACAACAACAUCCUGGACAACAACAGCCUGGACAACAACAGCCAGGCCAGCAGCAACCCGGACAACAACAGCCAGGACAACAACAGCCAGGACACCAAAACCCAGGACAGCAAAACCCAGGACACCAAAAUCCAGGACAACAGAACCCAGGUCAACAAAACCCAGGACAACAACAUCCCGGACAACAACAGCCAGGACAACAACAGCCAGGACAACAGCAGCCAGGACAACAACAGCCAGGACAACAACAGCCCGGACAACAGCAGCCAGGACAACAGCAGCCAGGUCAACAACAGCCAGGACAACAGCAGCCAGGACAACAACAGCCAGGACAACAGCAGCCAGGCCAGCAACAGCCAGGACAACAACAGCCCGGACAACAGCAGCCAGGCCAGCAACAGCCAGGACAACAACAGCCAGGACACCAAAACCCAGGACAGCAAAACCCAGGACACCAAAAUCCAGGACAACAGCACCCAGGUCAACAAAAUCCAGGACAACAACAGCCAGGACAACAACAGCCUGGACAACAACAGCCAGGACAACAGCAGCCAGGACAACAACAGCCAGGACAACAACAGCCAGGACAACAGCCAGGACAGCAACAGCCAGGACAACAACAGCCAGGUCAACAACAGCCAGGACAACAACAGCCAGGACAACAACAGCCAGGACAACAACAACCAGGUCAACAACAGCCUGGACAACAACAGCCCGGACAACAACAGCCCGGACAACAACAGCCAGGACACCAAAACCCAGGGCAGCAAAACCCAGGACACCAAAAUCCAGGACAACAGAACCCAGGUCAACAAAACCCAGGACAACAACAGCCAGGACAACAACAGCCUGGACAACAACAGCCAGGACAACAUCAGCCAGGACAACAACAGCCAGGACAACAACAGCCAGGACAGCAACAGCCAGGACAACAACAGCCAGGUCAACAACAGCCCGGACAACAGCAGCCAGGACAACAACAGCCAGGCCAGCAACAGCCAGGACAACAACAGCCAGGCCAGCAACAGCCAGGCCAGCAACAGCCAGGACAACAACAGCCAGGACACCAAAACCCAGGGCAGCAAAACCCAGGACACCAAAAUCCAGGACAACAGAACCCAGGUCAACAAAACCCAGGACAGCAACAGCCUGGACAACAGCAGCCAGGACAACAACAGCCAGGACAACAACAGCCAGGACAACAACAGCCAGGACAACAACAGCCAGGACAACAACAGCCAGGACAACAACAGCCAGGACAACAACAACCAGGUCAACAACAGCCUGGACAACAACAGCCCGGACAACAACAGCCAGGCCAGCAACAGCCAGGACAACAACAACCAGGACAACAACAGCCAGGACACCAAAACCCAGGACAGCAAAACCCAGGACACCAAAAUCCAGGACAACAGAACCCAGGUCAACAAAACCCAGGACAACAACACCCUGGACAACAACAGCCAGGACAACAACAGCCAGGACAACAGCAGCCAGGACAACAACAGCCAGGACAACAACAGCCAGGACAGCAACAGCCAGGACAACAACAGCCAGGACAACAACAGCCAGGACAACAACAGCCUGGACAGCAACAGCCAGGACAACAACAGCCAGGACAACAACAGCCCGGCCAACAACAGCCAGGACAUCAACAGCCAGGUCAACAACAGCCAGGACAUCAACAGCCAGGACAUCAACAGCCAGGACAACAACAGCCAGGACAACAACAGCCAGGACAACAACAGCCAGGACAUGGAAAUAACCCUGGAUUUUAAUUUCAAAUUAAUGUGUUUUUUAAAUUCAUAAAUUCAAUUUAUGUAACACUGUAAUACCUAUUAUAUCUUGUAGUUUCAUUAUUUUUCUUUAUUAGAUGUGUUAUGUUUGGUAAAUAAAAUAAGUUAAUUAAU
Bacillus rossius redtenbacheri is the source of this 2240-nucleotide messenger RNA. Its product is annotated as GATA zinc finger domain-containing protein 14-like. The record is from RefSeq and is a predicted model, not a curated record. The transcript is spliced from 7 exons. NCBI's taxonomy places the organism in Eukaryota, Metazoa, Arthropoda, Insecta, Phasmatodea, Bacillidae. The coding region runs from base 1 to 2139 and encodes 712 amino acids.